Arabis nemorensis is the source of this 1380-nucleotide messenger RNA. Lineage: Eukaryota; Viridiplantae; Streptophyta; Magnoliopsida; Brassicales; Brassicaceae. The record is from the annotation of a GenBank genome assembly.
AUGAGAAACAAUAUAGUCCCUGUAAUCCUCUCCUUCACCACCUUCAUCCUCCUCCUAACUCCAUCAACCGCAGAACAAGAAACUUCAUUUGUCUUCCCGGUUGAUCAAAUCCUCAACAAAACAAGCUCAUGGCUCGAUUUUCCGGCUAAAUACAACCAACCAAAGAUCGAACUAACCACAUCAACAAUCAUCGCCGCAGUACUCUCUUUCAUCGCCGCAUCAAUCUCAAGCGCCGGUGGUAUCGGCGGCGGAGGUUUAUACGUUCCGAUAAUGACAAUAGUCGCCGGACUCGAUCUUAAAACAGCUUCGAGCUUCUCUGCCUUCAUGGUUACAGGAGGAUCUUUAGCUAACGUGGGAUGCAAUCUAUUCGUUAGAAACCCUAAAUCCGGAGGCAAAACCCUAAUCGAUUUCGAUUUAGCCUUGUUAUUGGAGCCAUGUAUGCUUCUUGGAGUUAGUAUCGGUGUGAUUUGUAAUCUUGUGUUUCCGAAUUGGCUUAUAACGAGUCUCUUCGCUGUGUUUCUUGCGUGGUCCACGUUGAAGACUUUUGGAAAUGGGAUGUAUUAUUGGAGAAUGGAAUCUGAGAUUGAGAAAAUCAGAGAAUCGAAUCGAGUCGGUGAAGAAGAAGAUAAGAUUAAGAGUGUGAAAUUGCCACUUCUUGAAGAUUAUGAGAGACCAAAGAGGUUUCCAUGGAUUAAGCUUGGAGUUUUGGUGAUUAUUUGGCUAGCUUACUUUGCAGUUUAUCUUCUUCGAGGCAACAAAUACGGCGAGGGAAUCAUAACGAUCGAGCCAUGUGGAAUCACUUACUGGCUCCUCUCAUCAACUCAAAUACCACUCACUCUCUUCUUCACUCUUUGGAUAUGCUUUAGUGACAAUGUUCAAAGCAACCAGUGUUCAGAUCACCAAGUCUCAGUAAAGGAUGUAGAAGAUUUGAGAUCAAAUGAUGAAGGAAGAUCAAACAAGUGUAUGUUUCCUGUAAUGGCUCUAUUAGCUGGAGUUUUAGGUGGUGUUUUCGGUAUUGGAGGCGGAAUGCUCAUUAGCCCUCUUCUCCUUCAAGUCGGUAUUGCUCCCGAGGUAACUGCAGCGACAUGUUCUUUCAUGGUUCUGUUUUCAUCAACAAUGUCUGCGAUUCAAUAUUUGUUAUUGGGCAUGGAACAUACCGGGACCGCUAGUCUAUUCGCGGUAGUAUGUUUUGUGGCUUCACUUGUGGGACUAAUGGUGGUUCAAAAGGUUAUAACCGAGUAUGGAAGGGCUUCGAUCAUUGUCUUCUCGGUUGGUAUCGUCAUGGCAUUGAGCAUUGUGUUGAUGACAAGCUAUGGAGCUCUUGAUGUUUGGAAUGAUUUUGUCUCUGGUAGUUACAUGGGUUUCAAGUUACCUUGUUAA